Molecule: messenger RNA, 3731 nt
Organism: Rhinopithecus roxellana (golden snub-nosed monkey)
Lineage: Eukaryota; Metazoa; Chordata; Mammalia; Primates; Cercopithecidae
Gene: AMER1
Product: APC membrane recruitment protein 1
Exons: 2
Coding region: 277-3687 (1136 amino acids)
Biological process (GO): regulation of canonical Wnt signaling pathway
Cellular component (GO): plasma membrane
Molecular function (GO): phosphatidylinositol-4,5-bisphosphate binding; beta-catenin binding
Source: RefSeq, a predicted model, not a curated record
AUGGGGGAGCUACCCAAAGCCUGGGGAAGGGGAGUCCGUGCUGGAGGUGACUGGAGCCGCGGCGGCGGCGGCAGCAGCAGCUGCGGUGGCGGCGCUCUCAGCCGCGGCAGCCGAGGCUGCAGCCCGGCCCAGGGCGGCUCAGCGGACAAUAACCGCGCUAGGAACCUGACCCGGCCGGACCCCACUGUGAUGCUUCCUGACUGAUAAUGUUAUAACAGUGCCUGGAAGCCUGAGGCUGAAUUUCCAGCUGGACGUACCUCAGUUGUCCCCAUCAUCAUGGAGACCCAAAAGGAUGAAGCUGCUCAGGCCAAAGGAGCUGCAGCCUCUGGGAGUACCCAUGAACAAACGACAGAAAAAGGAGCCAAGAACAAGGCAGCUAAGGCGACAGAAGGACCAACAUCAGAGCCAUCCUCAUCCGGCCCAGGUAGGCUGAAGAAAACUGCCAUGAAACUCUUUGGUGGCAAGAAGGGUAUCUGUACUCUGCCUAGUUUCUUUGGAGGGGGACGGAGCAAAGGUUCUGGGAAAGGCAGCUCCAAGAAAAGUCUCAGCAAGAGCAAGACCCACGAUGGGCUGAGUGAAGCAGCCCAUGGCCCUGAAGAUGUUGUCAGUGAUGGAACUGGCUUCUCCCUGCCUUUGCCUGAGUUACCCUGCCGAUUUCCCAGCUCUCAGAGUGCCCAUGGGGCUUUGGAGACAGGCUCCAGAUGUAACACGUCUGUGGCUGGAGCCACAGAGAAAGCUGUGGCUGAGAAGUUUCCCUCUAUGCCUAAGCCAAAGAAAGGCCUAAAAGGCUUUUUUAGCAGUAUCCGCCGUCACCGGAAGAGCAAGGUCACUGGGGCUGAACAAAGUGAGCCAGGGGCCAAGGGGCCUGAGAGGGUCAAAGCCAGGCCUCAUGAGCACGUGAGCGCAGCCCCUCAGGUGCCCUGCUCUGAAGAGACCUUCCAAGCCCCUAGAAAGGAAAAUGCUAACCCCCAAGAUGCCUCUGGGCCAAAAGUUUCUCCAACACCAGAGCCUUCUCCACCAACUACUGAGAAAAUGGCCUGUAAAGAUCCAGAAAAACCCAUGGAGGCCUGUGCCUCAGCACAUGUGCAACCCAAACCUGCCCCUGAAUCCAGUAGCCUAGAGGAACCCCAUAGCCCAGAAACAGGGGAGAAGGUAGUAGCAGGAGAGGUAAACCCACCCAAUGGCCCUGUGGGGGACCAGCUGAGCCUCUUGUUUGGGGAUGUGACAUCCCUGAAAAGCUUUGACUCAUUGACAGGCUGUGGUGACAUUAUAGCAGAACAGGACAUGGACAGUAUGACAGACAGCAUGGCCUCUGGGGGCCAGAGAGCAAACCGAGAUGGGACCAAGCGAAGUUCCUGCCUGGUGACCUACCAAGGAGGUGGGGAGGAGAUGGCCUUGCCAGAUGAUGAUGACGAGGAGGAAGAGGAAGAGGAAGAAGAGGUAGAAUUAGAGGAGGAAGAAGAGGAGGUUAAGGAGGAGGAAGAAGAUGAUGACUUAGAAUAUCUGUGGGCAACUGCUCAGAUGUAUCCAAGGCCCGAUAUGAACCUGGGCUACCAUCCCACCACAUCCCCAGGCCACCACGGCUACAUGCUCCUUGACCCAGUUAGGUCUUAUCCUGGCCUAGCCCCUGGGGAACUUUUGACUCCUCAGAGUGACCAGCAAGAAUCCGCCCCCAAUAGUGAUGAAGGUUAUUAUGACUCCACCACACCUGGAUUUGAGGAUGAUUCAGGUGAGGCCCUGGGGCUUGUCCACAGGGAUUGUCUACCCCGAGACAGUUACAGUGGAGAUGCCCUAUAUGAGUUCUAUGAGCCAGAUGACAGCCUUGAGAACUCUCCACCUGGAGAUGACUGCCUUUAUGACCUCCAUGGUCGAAGCUCUGAGAUGUUUGACCCCUUCUUAAACUUUGAGCCCUUUUCUUCCUCCCGGCCACCUGGGGCAAUGGAGACAGAGGAAGAACGGCUAGUGACCAUCCAGAAACAGUUGUUGUAUUGGGAGCUUCGGCGGGAGCAGCUUGAGGCCCAGGAGGCACGUGCCCGAGAAGCUCGUGCCAGGGAGGCCCACACCAGGGAGGCCUAUACUCGAGAGUCUCAUGGCAGGGAAGCCUAUGCCAGGGAGGCCCACACUUGGGAAGCUCGUGGCAGGGAGGCCAGAACCCGAGAACCCCAGGCCCGAGAGGCUCGUUCUAGAGAGACUCAAGUCCGAGAGGCCCAGGCCCGGCAGGAGAAGCCCGUCUUAGAGUAUCAGAUGAGGCCCUUAGGCCCAUCAGUGAUGGGCCUGGCAGCAGGGCUAUCAGGGACCUCUCAGAUUUCCCACCGGGGAAUUACCUCAGCUUUUCCCACCACUGCGAGCAGUGAGCCAGACUGGAGGGACUUCCGUCCUCUGGAGAAGCGUUAUGAAGGAACCUGCUCCAAGAAAGAUCAAAGUACCUGCCUGAUGCAGCUCUUCCAGAGUGAUGCCAUGUUUGAGCCAGAUAUGCAAGAAGCAAAUUUUGGAGGAUCUCCCAGGAGGGCCUACCCUACUUAUUCACCCCCUGAAGAUCCAGAGGAAGAGGAGGUUGAGAAGGAAGGGAAUGCCACUGUGAGUUUCUCACAGGCCCUGGUAGAAUUCACCAGCAAUGGGAACCUCUUUUCCAGCAUGUCGUACAGCUCUGACUCUGACUCAUCUUUCACUCAAAACCUCCCUGAGCUGCCUCCCAUGGUGACCUUUGACAUCGCUGAUGUGGAACGGGAUGGGGAAGGCAAGUGUGAAGAGAAUCCUGAGUUCCACAAUGAUGAAGAUCUUGCAGCCUCCUUGGAAGCCUUUGAGCUGGGCUACUAUCACAAACAUGCCUUCAACAACUACCAUAGUCGAUUCUACCAAGGCCUGCCCUGGGGUGUGAGCAGCCUCCCUCGACACUUGGGACUGCCUGGCCUGCACCCUCGACCUCCACCUGCUGCUAUGGCCCUCAACAGGAGAAGCCGCUCUCUCGACACUGCAGAGACCCUGGAGAUGGAGCUCUCCAAUUCCCACUUGGCCCAGGGCUACCUGGAGUCUGAUGAGCUGCAGGCCCAGCAGGAAGAUUCAGAUGAAGAAGACGAAGAGGAGGAAGAAGGAGAAUGGAGCCGAGACAGUCCCCUUUCCCUCUAUACUGAACCCCCAGGGGCCUAUGAUUGGCCUGCUUGGGCUCCCUGCCCUAUUCCAGUGGGGCCAGGUCCUGCCUGGGUAAGCCCUAACCAGUUGGACAGACCUUCCAGCCAGUCUCCAUAUGAGCAGGCAACCUGUUGCAUACCUCCUAUGACCACGUCAGUGUCACUAUCAGUGCCAGAGUCAAGGGCACCUGGGGAAUCCGGGCCUCAGCUAGCUCGUCCCUCACACCUACACCUGCCCAUGGGCCCUUGCUAUAACCUCCAGCCACAGGCCUCCCAGAGUGUGAGGGCCAGGCCUCGAGAUGUGCUGCUGCCUGUUGAUGAGCCCAGUUGCUCUUCCAGUUCUGAAGGCUUCAGCCCCAGCCCUCUACCACAGGCCAAGCCUGUGGGCAUCACCCAUGGCAUUCCUCAGCUGCCCAGGGUCCAGCCUGAGCACCCCCAGCCUCAGCCCACUCACUAUGGACUUUCCAGCCUUGACCUGUCAAAGGAGAGGUCCGAGCAAGGUACCUCUCUUGCCACCAGCUACUCCUCCACUGCCAUGAAUGGAAACCUAGCCAAGUAGUUAUCAUCAGUUCUGGAGUAGGGGCACGGGGCCUGAGCAUGUGA